Messenger RNA from Striga asiatica, 408 nucleotides. The record is from the annotation of a GenBank genome assembly. Lineage: Eukaryota; Viridiplantae; Streptophyta; Magnoliopsida; Lamiales; Orobanchaceae.
GUGAUUCCUUUCGAAAUGGGAAGCGCGGAUGAUCAACCUCCUCCGGAUUUAGCGUCCGUCCUCUUAGCAGAACGAGUCGUGUACUUGGGAAUGCCUCUCUCUCCAUCUGUCCAUGAAUUGUUGACAGGACAAUUUCUUUACCUUCAACAUGAAAAUAUCAAAAAACUAAUUUACCUAUACAUAAAUUCGACUGGGACGACUAAGGUGAUUCCUUUCGAAAUGGGAAGCGCGGAGGAUCAACCUCUUCCAGAUUUAGCGUCGGUCCUCUUAGCAGAGCGAGUCGUGUACUUGGGAAUGCCUCUCUCUCCAUCUGUCCAUGAAUUGUUGACAGCACAAUUUCUUUACCUUCAGCAUGAAAAUAUCAAAAAACCAAUUUACCUAUACAUAAAUUCGACUGAGACGACCAAG